CACCGUUCCCAAUUUCCCAUCCAUCAUACCAACUCUUCGAGCAACUCUUCCAAACUCUUGUUGCAUAAUUACGAGGUGCAGCGAUGGCGUCGGCCGGCUCGAUGAAGGCGCUCGUGGUGAUACUCUGCAUUGCCGCGGGGACGGCGCAUGUGGUUGUGGCCGGAAGGAUAGACGAUGGCGGCGGCCUGGAAGUGAUGUGGGGCGGAGCGAGCGUGUCGCCGGACGGGCAGGUCAUCUCGCUGUCCCUGGACCGCAGCUCCGGCUCCGGCUUCCGGUCCAGGGACACGUACCUGUACGCGCGCAUCGACCUGCAGAUCAAGCUCGUGCCCCAAAACUCCGCCGGCACCGUCGCCACCUGCUACAUGAUGUCGGAGGGGUCGUGGGAGGCGCACGACGAGAUCGACCUGGAGUUCCUGGGCAACGAGACGGGCCAGCCGUACACGCUCCACACAAACGUCUUCACCAACGGCGCCGGCCAGAAAGAGCAGCAGUUCCGCCUCUGGUUCGACCCCACCGCCGGCUUCCACACCUACUCCAUCGUCUGGACUCCCCACCACAUCCUGGUGGUGGUGGACGGGACGCCGAUCCGGGAGCUUCGGAACCACGCGGACAAGGGCGUGGCGUACCCGUCGUGGCAGCCGAUGCGGGUGCACGGGAGCCUGUGGGACGCCGAGGACUGGGCCACGCAGGGGGGGCAAGUCAAGACGGACUGGUCGCAGGCGCCCUUCGUGGCACAGUACCGCAACUUCACGGCCGUCUCUACGGCGGCUGCCGGCGGUGGAUACGGGCAGGAGUACGUGAUGAUGGACGCGGCGGCGCAGGAGGCCAUGAGGCGGGCGCGGGAGAGCUACAUGACGUACGACUACUGCGCCGACGGCAGGCGGUUCCCCCAGGGCGCGCCGCCCGAGUGCUACAUGACGUAGAGAUCUGGUUUUAUGCCUUUUCGGUGCACUUUGAGUGCAGAGUCGUCGAUUAUGCAUAGGGAGAGAGAGCAUAUAUUACCAGGUGAAGGCCUCAAGGGUAUACACGUGUUAGCAUAUAUAUGUUGACCU
Messenger RNA from Brachypodium distachyon (stiff brome), 1052 nucleotides. RefSeq names its product xyloglucan endotransglucosylase/hydrolase protein 24. The transcript is spliced from 3 exons. Gene Ontology annotation, biological process: cell wall biogenesis; xyloglucan metabolic process. The coding region runs from base 84 to 923 and encodes 279 amino acids. Lineage: Eukaryota; Viridiplantae; Streptophyta; Magnoliopsida; Poales; Poaceae. The record is from RefSeq and is a predicted model, not a curated record. Gene Ontology annotation, cellular component: apoplast; cell wall. Gene Ontology annotation, molecular function: hydrolase activity, hydrolyzing O-glycosyl compounds; xyloglucan:xyloglucosyl transferase activity.